Messenger RNA from Paraglomus occultum, 750 nucleotides. NCBI's taxonomy places the organism in Eukaryota, Fungi, Glomeromycota, Glomeromycetes, Paraglomerales, Paraglomeraceae. The record is from the annotation of a GenBank genome assembly.
AUGGUCUCUUGCAAGCGUCUCGCUGUGUUUGACUUUGACUGGUCCCUUAUCGAUGUAAAUUCUGAUAUUUGGAUUUUUGACGAUCUAAGUAAGGAGUCGAGACUCAAAUUAACUGAACUACACAAACAGGUUCAAUGGACGGAUUUGAUGGAUCUUUUACUGGGAGAGCUUCAUGAAAAAGGAAUCAAUAAAGAGCAAAUAUUAGAGUCUCUAGCAAAGGUGCCCUUUAGUCCAUCAAUGAUUGAAACUCUUCAAGUAAUGAAGAAUGGCGAUGCCGAUAUCAUUAUCAUAUCCGAUGCAAAUUUAAUAUUCAUUGAAACCAUCUUGAAGGCUCACGGCGUGCAUCAUCUAAUAUCAGCUAUCAUCACUAAUCCUGCUGCUUGGGAUGAAAACGGAAGAUUACGAGUCCAGAGGCUCAUCAAACAUACCGACGAACCACAUCAUUGUUUGAAUAAGUGUGCCGUUAACAUAUGCAAAGGACGAGAAUUAGAAACCUAUUUGGCAUCGAGUCCCGUAAAAUAUGAUAAAAUUAUCUAUGUUGGUGAUUCAGUCAACGACUUUUGCCCGGCCACAAAGAUGUCCAGUAACGAUACAGUGCUGAUAAGGAAAGGCUUCAGACUGGAAGAGUACCUUAAUGACAGGUUAUCGGCAACAACAAAGAUCAAGUCUAAGAUAAUAUAUUGGAAUGACGCAGAACAUGUCUUGCAGAUUACAAAAAACGAGUUUGCAAACGAAGAGUCACAAGUAUGA